This is a messenger RNA of Megalops cyprinoides (Indo-Pacific tarpon), 5733 nucleotides long. RefSeq names its product thrombospondin type-1 domain-containing protein 7B-like. The record is from RefSeq and is a predicted model, not a curated record. Bases 1 to 5295 code for a protein of 1764 amino acids. Lineage: Eukaryota; Metazoa; Chordata; Actinopteri; Elopiformes; Megalopidae. The transcript is spliced from 32 exons.
AUGAAUGUGUGCGUUCCCUCGGAGCUGCGGCAGCUGUCUCCCGGAGAGGAGAUGCGACGGCCAGUCGCAUCGGGGGCCCUCAGCGACAGAGACAGCACCCCUCAGACAGCCCAGCCCCCCCCCGCGGCCCCCGGGGCCCCGCCCACCGUUCUCUCGUUUGUCACUACAGUCACACCGGAACAUUCUGCCCUCGUCCGGGACGCCGGUCCCCUGGAGAGCGCAGAACGAGAGAGCAGGCAGCCGCAGUGUGCUGGUUCCCAGGACCCGUCCCAGAGCGAUAUCCCCAAACGGGAACGAUUUUGCCGCGCCUGCGCCCGUGUCCCGCACCAACGACAGCACCAAAGCACCGCACCGAGCCACCACUCGGCAAAGAGUGAUGCCCACUCACCUUCCAGCUUAGGACGAAGAGGAAACAGGAAGCCCCCCUGCUGGACUAUGGUUCUAAAAGAUGACUUUGGCGUUGUUGCCAGGACACUGCGUGUUGGGAAUGUGCUACUGCUCUCUGUGUUUCUGCUCCUGCUGCAAGCCGAGGCCGACCUUGAGAUCCACAAGGAGAAGCAUUACACAUGGAAAACAGGCCAGUGGGGUAGGUGUAUGGGGGAGGACUGCGGGCCCGGGGGGGUCCAGACCCGGACCGUCUGGUGCGUCCACGCGGAGGGCUGGACCACGCACCACUCCAACUGUCACCACGGCGACAAGCCCGAGAGCCAGAGGCGCUGCUCCAAGGUGUGCGAGUGGUACCAGGAGCUGUUCGAGUGGGAGGCGUCGGAAUGGGGCCCCUGUGCCCUCACCACCUCCCUCUCCAACGAGGUGGGGCCGCGGGGGGCGGAGUGCGUGACCGCGCAGCACGGGGUGCAGCGGCGGUCCGUCCGCUGCGUGCGCAAGUCCAACCGCACAGAGGCGGCAGAGCGGGUCUGCGAGUUCUUCUCCCCGCGGCCCGCGGCGGAACAGGCCUGCCUGGUGCCCUGCCCGCACGACUGUGUGGUGUCCGCCUUCUCCGCCUGGUCGGGCUGCAGCAGGACCUGCGGGCCGGGCCUGCAGCACCGCACCCGCGCCGUGCUCGCCACGCCCAUGUAUGGCGGCGCCAACUGCCCCAACCUCACGCAGACCCGGGCCUGCGACAACCCCCUGCCCUGCCCCGACGGGGGCGAGCCGCACAGGUACAGCCUGAAGGUGGCGCCGUGGAGCUCCUGCCGGCUGCCGCAGCCACGGGAUACCCGGCUCGGAGGCAGGACCACGCUGGCCUUCGGGACCGACGCCACUGAGAGGAACGCGGUCAAACGGCACACACAGGCCCACCGGCACCACCACGGCGACAAAGCCUGGGACGUGGAGGUGGGCUACCAGACCCGGCAAGUCCGCUGCACCCGGAGCGACGGCAAAAAUGCCAUGCUGAGCCUCUGUAUCCAUGACAACGCCCCUGUGACAUUUCAGUCCUGUGUGAUGCCCAGAGAUUGCGAGACGUCUGACUGGUCGUCGUGGAGCCCUUGCUCCAAGACCUGCAGGGCAGCGGACCUGUCGCCGGGUUACCGGACCAGAACCCGCAGCCUGAGGCUCAUUCCCAUUGGUGGGGGCAGAGAGUGCCCCGCCCUUGAGGAAAAAGAAGCCUGCAACAUCGUGGGAGACCUACUGCCGAAGUGUCCCAGGUUUGUGUGGAAGAGCACGGAUUGGGGCGACUGCCAGGUGGCCCCGCUACUCAGCCAGCAGGACCGACGCCAUGACAACCUCAGCGCACUGUGCGGAGGCGGGAUCCAGACCAGGGAAACAUACUGCGUGCAGAUCCCUGACGACAGCACUGCACACCGCGCUAAAGAGGUGUCCCGCCCUGUGACUGGUUGGCUUUGUGAGGGCGACGCCCCCUCUGCUGUCCAGCCCUGCUCUGUCCCCUGUCCUGAGGAGUGCCAGGUCUCUGAUUGGUCUGCCUGGGGGCCCUGUCUCCAUGACAACUGCAUGGACCCACAGGGGAGGAAAGGGUUCAGACAGAGGAGACGGCUGGUGCUCCGGGAGCCGACGGGCGCGUCCCAGAGCUGCCCCCACCUGACCGAGUCCAUGCCCUGCGAGGAUCCCGCCUGCUUCCUGUGGCAUGUGACGGAGGAGCAGCCCUGCACCCCCAAAAAGGAGCCGUGCGGCCCGGGAACCCGAAACCAGAGCGCCGCCUGCAUCCACGCCCAAGGUGAGGCUGUCCCCAGUGAGAGGUGCCUGGAAGAUCCCCCUCCUGCACGGCCGCCCUGUGAGGUGCCCUGUCCCGGGGACUGUGUCAUCAGCUCCUGGGCCCCCUGGUCGCCCUGCUCUCAGUCCUGCUCCACCAAAACCUCCGAAGGGAGACAGAGUCGAACCCGCACUGUGCUGGCACUGCCAGGGGAAGGAGGAAAGCCGUGCCCUGCUGCUACAGCUCUGGAGGAGUGGAGAUCCUGCAAUGAGCAGCCCUGCCUGGUGUUCUACUGGGAGGCUUCGCCCUGGGGUCCCUGCACCGAGGACAGCUCCACGGCCGCGUUCAACGCCACCAGCAACUGGGACGGGAGGCCCACCUGUGCUGUCGGAGUCCAGACGCGCAAGGUGUCCUGCAUGAAGAUGAACAUGGGACAGGUGAUCCCCAAAAGGUGUCCAGAUUCCCCCCGGCCGGACACCAUCCGGCCCUGCUUACUGCCCUGCAGGAAGGACUGCCUGGUGACUCCCUUCAGUGAGUGGACGCCCUGUCCUUCUACCUGUCUGCCAGCCAAUGCGACUGCAGCCACCCAAUCACGUUACAGAAUCAUCACCCAGAGGCCGGCCAAUGGGGGACAGGAGUGUCCAGACACUCUGUAUGAAGAAAGGGAGUGUGAAUCUCUUCCUGUUUGCCCUGCCUACAGGUGGAAGCCGCACAGGUGGCAUCAGUGCACCCUCGUACCCGAGUCCAUCCGUCAGGGAACGGCCGGAGCCUCGGAGUCUUGCGGCAGGGGACUGGAGACCCGCGCGGUGACGUGUGUGGGUGAGGACGAUGAGCCUGUGGAUGUGACGGAGUGUCUGCAGCAGGUGGGCAGCGUGCCGCCCCGGGUCCGACCAUGCCGAGUGCCCUGCAGGGAUGACUGCACCCUCAGCAGCUGGUCCAAAUUCACAGAGUGCUCUGGCUGUGGGGGCUGGAGGAGCCGAAAACGCUCCCUCACAGGCCGCAGUAAGAAGAGGGAGAGAUGUCAGCGGUCAGACCUGUACCCGCUGGUGGAGACAGAGCCGUGCCCGUGUAUGGACUUCCUGUCGCGGCCGCAGGGUAACUGGUCAGACUGCAUCCUGCCGGACGGGCGAGUGCUGGCCGCUCCGCUCAGCUGGAGGGGCAGCCGGGAGGUCAGAGAGUGUGGGCAAGGCGUGCGAUACCGUGCUGUGGCCUGUGUGGACCGCGAUAACCGCCCUGCCGACCCCACCCUCUGCAGCACCUCAGGCUACAUGGAGGAGGCGUGCCACGUCCCCUGCCCCUUAGACUGCAAGCUGAGCGACUGGUCGGCCUGGUCGACCUGCAGCGCCCCCUGUGGCAGCGGAGUGAAGGUCAGGUCCAAGUGGCUGCGGGAGAAGGCCUUCAACGGGGGCCGGCCCUGCCCCAAGCUGGACGUGAAGAAUCAGGCUCAGGUCUAUGAGGCCGUGCCCUGCUACAGCGAGUGUAAGCAGUACGCAUGGGUGGCAGAGUCCUGGUCUGUGUGCACCAUUAACAGUGUGGACAAGCUGCCAGCGUGCGGGGAAGGUGUACAGAGUCGCAAAGUCAAGUGUGUGAGGAAGGGCAGCGAGGGCCAGGUGGACAGUGUGGACGACCAUCUAUGUGACCAGGAAGACAUGCCCUUCAGAGCCCAGACCUGCUUCCUGCCCUGCCCUGACGACUGUGUGAUGUCACAGUGGAGCCAGUGGAGCAGCUGUCCUUUGCCAUGUGACCAGAAUACUAUAAGAAAGAGAUGGAGGCAUGUGCUGCGUCUCCCUCAGAAAGAGAAAACCUGCCCCGACACACAGGAGACAGAGGCGUGCAUCCUCAACAGCACCUGCUUUACCUACCACUACAACGUCUCAGACUGGAGCACCUGUCAGCUGAACGAGAAGGCUGUGUGUGGGAAGGGUGUGAGGACGAGACAACUGGACUGCAUACGCAGCGACGGAAAGGUGGAGGGACUGAGCAUGUGCGAAGAGAUGGGUUUGCCGCAGAGGUGGAAGCUGAGCGCGCACUGCGUGGCGGACUGCCCCGUCAGCUGCCUGCUCUCCGAGUGGUCAGCAUGGACCGAGUGCUCACACACCUGCGGAAACCAAGGUCACGUGGUACGCUCUCGGAGCGUGAUCCAGCAGGCCCAUGAGGGGGGACGACCCUGCCCCGCCCAGCUGUCCCAGACCAAACCCUGUCCCAUAAGGCCUUGCUACAGAUGGGCCCUGGGGCAGUGGUCUCCGUGCAGAGUGGAGGGCGCAGAGUGCGGUGAGGGGGUGAGAGAGCGGAACCUGACGUGUGUGGUGGACUGGGGCGACCCCGCGGAGGCCUCACCGCCCAAACCCGUGGAGGAGGAGAAGUGCGAGGGCAAGCUGAGGAGGGUGAGCGGCCAGGAGCGGCAGGUGCCCUGCUCCCUCCCCUGCCCAGGAGACUGCCACCUGACGGAGUGGUCAUCAUGGAGCUCCUGUCAGCUGACGUGUCUGGAUGGGAGGAGUUUCGAGACCGUGGGGCGGCAGGCGCGUUCCAGGGCGGUGGUCAUUCAGGUGAUGGAGAACCAGGACAGCUGCCCUCACCAGGUGUUUGAGACGCGACCCUGCAAAGGGGGAAAGUGCCACAGCUAUGAGUGGAGGACCAGCGCAUGGAGGGACAAUGAGCGGACGGUGUGGUGCCAGCGAUCCGACGGAGUCAACGUCACCGGAGGCUGCUUUCUGCAGCACCGCCCCACAACCACCCGGCACUGCCACCCUCCCUGCACCAAGCCCUUCUCCUUCUGCACACAGAGCGGAGUAUGUGGGUGUGAGAGGGGGUACACAGAGGUAAUGACCACACACGGAUUCCUCGACUACUGCACAAAGACCCCCGGCGGGGACAACAAGAAGGCUGACGUGAAGACCAGCUCGGGCCGAAUGAAGCCCGGGACAUCCCAGAUCCAGGACUUCUUCAGCGAGUGGUCACUGCGACCUGUGGGACCAGAUGGCCGGCUAAAGGCGUGGGUCUACGGAGUGACCGCUGCCGGAUUCCUGCUGAUUCUGUUCAUUAUCGCUCUCUCCUUCAUGGUGUGCAAAAAGCCGGAGCAGAGCAAAGGCUCGCCCGCGCCCGUGAAGCCUCUGACCCUCGCCUACGACGGUGACGCGGACAUGUAAGGAGCGCGGGAGGCUGAAAUCCGCGCGCGCCCGACUGCUCACACGCACCCGAGGCGCGUCCACCCAAACGUAUGCAACAUUUCCACGACCGGGUCCGAGCCCCACCGGAGAUGGCUCCCACGGGCAUCGGCUCGCACCGCGUUAUUGUGGAGCGGGCAGAAAGCAGGCCUCCUUUUUAAACUUUUAAAAACUAGUGCAUGGAGCUCUGUGUACAAGGACAGGAGCACAGCGAAGUGUUUGUUUUGGGUCAGUGACCAAGAUCAGUGACACUACAGUGACAUUCAGAGCAGUGAAAGGAACCUGGCAAGUGCCAUUGCUUAUGGAACGGACAACAUUUUCAUUUGCCUUGGGUGACUUUUUAAAAGGGACGAGGGCAUCCAAGGAUGCAGACAGGUGCUUAUUGGCCGCUGAGGGAACAUACCGCAAGUGACUUUUUGA